CCAACAUAAGCGCGAUUAUCACAACAGUAUUCAUGUUACUAAGGUGAGAUCGCUGCUGCUGCGGGGACUCGGAUAACUGGAAGUGGACCAUGGCGGCUGCCACGAGCAGCAACACAUCCACAGCCACGCUUCAGAUAAAGCACUCCAGUCUUGAGCAUACGCGGAAACGCAUAGACCCUAGGAGGAGGCAAGCGGCGCUGUCUUUUCUCAGCAACAUUUCUCUGGAUGGACGACCCGUGCAAGACGAUGCGGGCAGUCAGAGUGAAGGGGAUAACUCCCUUGAAGCUAGGACUAGACAGAGCCUGGUUUCUCCUGAGCGCUCGACGUACGGAGCUGCUGGCGCAGCCGGAGCUGCUGCUCCUCCUGCCCCUGCUGCUGUGGCGGCUACGACCACAGCUACCCAGGCGCUCGCUUUUGCAAACCAGGCUCUCCACGCCAGCAGUCGGGCCAGUUUGGGGACGGGUCCUACUGCUGCCCCCGCCGGUGCAGACACAGAGGGCGACGCUUUUGUGCCCUCGACGUUGAGCUCGCCUUUCUCCGCGGUCCCAGCCUCGACUAGAGGGAGGCUGCAGACGUACACUCAGGGAAUCCUACCUGCAACCUACUCCAGGCAAGUCUCCCAGAACUACUGCCCGGAGGGCGGACAGAUAGAGCAGCAGAGGUCAAGACGAAGACUAAUCUCUCAGCGCUCUUCGCUUGAAACUCUAGAGGACAUUGAGGAAAACGCUCCUCUGCGCAGAUGUCGAACCCUAUCGGGUUCACCCCGACCAAAGAGCUUCAAGAAGGUCCACUUCGUAAAGAACAUGAGGCAACACGAUAUGCGCAAUGGAAGGAUAGUCCUUAUCAGUGGCAGAAGAUCCUUCUAUAGUGUAUUUUCAGUCCUGCCCUAUCGAGAUUGUAGCCAAGCAGGGGAUGCAAAGCUGGAAGGAGGGCGUCAGCGGCAUCCUUCUGGAGGUGCCAGGGAGAUGGUGAUUGGGCUGGAGGGAGUGGAGUUAGGAGCGGAUGGAAAGACUGUGUCAUACACCCAAUUCCUGUAUCCUACUUAUGUGCUGGGUGGCCGAAGAAACACAAUUGACUCCACCUCGUCCUUCUCUCAGUCUCGUAAUGCAAGCCACCGCAGCCUCAGCUUGGGCCGAGCCAACAGCAACCAGAGCAGCUUAGACACAGGGAAUGAUUUCGGGGACUUUCGUGAGUACGACCCCAAUCUGCUGGAUGACCCACAGUGGCCUUGUGGCAAACACAAGAGAGUCCUCAUCUUCCCCUCCUACAUGACUACGGUCAUCGAAUACGUGAAACCCUCUGACCUCAAGAAGGACAUGAAUGAAACCUUCAAGGAGAAAUUCCCACACAUCAAGCUGACACUCAGCAAAAUAAGGAGCUUGAAAAGAGAGAUAAGAAAACUGGCCCAGGAUGAAUGUGGCUUUGAGGAACCGACAGUGGCCAUGGCUUUUGUCUACUUUGAAAAACUCGUUCUUCAAGGCAAACUAAACAAGCAGAACCGUAAACUCUGUGCUGGAGCUUGCGUCCUGCUGGCAGCCAAGAUCGGCGGCGAUCUCAAGAAACACGAGGUCAAACUUCUCAUAGACAAACUGGAGGAGAGGUUCAGAGUGAACCGCAGGGAGCUGAUAGCCUUCGAAUUCCCCGUCUUGGUGGCGCUGGAGUACCUGCACCUGCCAGAGCAUGAGAUCAUGCCCCACUACAGACGCCUUCUGCAGACCUCCUAGCAUUGGUGACCCAUCAGGAGGACGACCACCGGGUUCUCCUUCUGAUCCCCCUCUUUCUACAGUAUCCAUCUUCCAGCCUGUCUCCUCGUCUCUGUUUGAUAACUUCAAGGUACCGCUGUCUGU
This is a messenger RNA of Archocentrus centrarchus (flier cichlid), 1847 nucleotides long. It is a transcript of the gene cables1, whose product is annotated as Cdk5 and Abl enzyme substrate 1. Lineage: Eukaryota; Metazoa; Chordata; Actinopteri; Cichliformes; Cichlidae. Gene Ontology annotation, cellular component: cytosol. The record is from RefSeq and is a predicted model, not a curated record. Gene Ontology annotation, biological process: regulation of cell cycle; nervous system development.